GUUCCAAUUGUAUUGGUUGGAUCCAAGUCGGAUCUGCAUAGGAAACGUCGUGUUACAGCAUUCGAAGGGCAGACUCUGGCUAGGCACAUGAGCUGCCCUUUCAUCGAGAUCUCAGCAAGGAACAAUGAUUGUGUCAAUGAGGCAUUCCUGGAGCUCAUGAGAAUUGUCGAGCGGCGUCGGCUGAUGUUCUGUACAUAA
Molecule: messenger RNA, 198 nt
Organism: Haemonchus placei
Lineage: Eukaryota; Metazoa; Nematoda; Chromadorea; Rhabditida; Trichostrongylidae
Source: the annotation of a GenBank genome assembly